GGACAGGUAUAUUUGUAAAUCACAUCAAACAGCAAGGUAGAGGGAAGCAAGACGUUAAUGGACAAUACACCAAGCCAACAGAGCUGUUAGACAAACAGACAGACAGUCAAACAGAAAGACAGACAGACAGAAGACAACUGGUGGCUAUAUGAGGACAAACUUUGACAGACAAAGGAUGCUUCCAUUACUGGUUAUAGCUUUGCUGGGGUUCCCCACUGCAACAGCCUCUGUAAUGCCUUGCACCCACACCUCUCUCUCCAAGACCCUUCCGUCCUCAGCUCACAGUGUCAGACCCUCAGAUGUGGCUGUGAUCUCGGCCAUUGGACUGCCCCACACACAAAGCAGUGAGCUGUCCAGAGUGUUAUUGAGACUUCAUGAGCUGCUGACCAUGUUUAACCCUGAAAUGACCAGGAGUCUUCCUGGUCAGACAAAUCUGUAUUCUGAAUCCUCACAGCACAGAGCUCUUGUAGAGCAGGCAAAGGAACUGUCCCUCACCCUCAGGAGGAACCAGGCCAUUGAUCUAGACGCAGACUGGAAGCUGGUGAUGCUAUUCGUCCAGGUGGAUGAGCUCUGUUUAUGUCAUGACCAGUUCAGCGAGACUGUCACAGCUGCUGUCCAGGAGGUGGAUCUUGCUCUGCAGGUGCUGCAGUCACAGUUGAAGCAGACCAUUGUCAAUGUUGCAGUGUGGGAUGGAGAAUAUGUUCAUCAGAACAGGAUGUGUCAAUGUAUGGAGGAAAGACAUGAAUGGGAGCUCAGACUGCUGAGGGCCAUGCUCACUCAAGUCCUGCAGGAGUCCCUUGACGGACACCUGGUGGAGAAGCAGUGGUACAGCAACAAAGAUGACUUCACCGUCCUACUGCAGGAUGUCCCCUUCAUCACAGCAGACCCAGCCUCCUUUAUUAGCGCUUCCCCCAGAGCGGGUGCAUUACACACAGACAAACUAGCCGUACAGAUGUGGGCCAACUUGCUGCAGCCCACCAUAGGCCAGCAGAACAUGGAGAACAAUGAUAUGAUCAUCUCGGUGCCAUGCCCCAGUGAGGACCGGCCUUUCUUGAGAACAGAGCGGAACUCUCCCUCAGAUCACACCAAUGAGCUCUCUCCUCUUUUCGACCCUAUCAUGGGCACUCAUAUGCCCUGCGAGGACCAUAGCCCUUCCAACUCCACACCCACCUCAGUUCACGCCCUUCGGCCUGGCGAUAUCAAAGUCGUAGCUGCAGUGGGAGACUCUCUGACAGCGGGCAACGGUGUCGGAUCGGGAUCCAGUGUUAACAACUUACUGGAUGUUACGACGCAGUACCGGGGUUUAUCAUGGAGUGUCGGUGGAGACGAGAACCUCACCACUGUCACCACUCUUCCCAAUAUCCUGCGUGAGUUUAACCCCUCCCUGACUGGCUUCUCAGUGGGCAAAGGCAACGAGCACACCCCUCAGGCCUUCCUCAAUCAGGCUGUGGCCGGGGGAAAAGCCAAAGACAUACCAGAACAAGUGCGAGCAUUGGUGGCCAGGAUGAAGAAUGACUCGCUUGUUAAUUUCCAAGAAGACUGGAAAGUGAUCACUUUGUUCAUUGGAGGCAAUGACAUGUGUGACUACUGCUACAGCUCUCUGUUUUAUUCCACUGAAAACUAUGUGCGACACAUUCGUGAGUCUCUGGAUUACCUUCAUAAACAGGUCCCUAGAGCCCUGGUCAAUCUGGUGGAGCCACUCUACAUCCCCGUCCUGAGACAGAUGCACACAGACUUAAAUGCAGAUCUCAAGUGCCCUACCUGGCUUGUCAAUAUUCUGUGUCCCUGUGUCAUCUCGCCAAAGGAGGGUUCUGAAGCACUACGUCAACUCAAUGGACUGAACAGAGAUUAUCAGCAUGGACUGCAUGAGCUUGUGGAGUCAGGACGGUACGACACUCAUAACAACUUCACUGUGGUCCUGCAGCCUUUCCUACGAGACAUCAUCGUUCCCCAGACAGAGAAUGGACGUCCAGACCGUACUUACUUCAGUCCUGACUGCUUCCAUCUCAGUCAGAAGACACAUACUCUGAUAGCCCGCGCUCUCUGGAAUAACAUGCUGGAGCCUCUGGGCAAGAAGACUGUCAAACUGUACUUUGACGAUGGUAUCCCUGUGAAAUGCCCCUCUAAGACCUCACCAUUCGUGCGGACCUAUGUCAACAGCAAUUACACCUAUGAGGAACCCGCCCCAACACCUCCACCAAUCACGAACUGGGGAAGUGACUUCUCUUGUGUGGUUUUGGCUCCAUCCACCUCUGUGCCUACAUCAGUUCAUAAGCUACGACCAGGAGACAUCAAGGUGGUGGCAGCACUGGGAGACUCAAACACGGCAGCAGUUGGAGCCAAGGCAAAGAAUGUGUUGCAGCUCAACACGCAGUACAAAGGAGUGUCAUGGAGCAUCGGAGGAGAUCAGGCCUUGGACACUGUCACCACACUACCAAACAUCCUGAAGAAAUUCAACCCUUCCCUCUAUGGCUUCUCCAAGGGUCAGGGCUUCCUGCAGAAUAGUGGCUUCAACAUGGCAGUGCCUGGAGCCAAGGCCUUUGAGAUCCCAGCCCAAGUCCAAGCUCUCAUCAAGGCCAUGAAAGAUGACGAGAAGGUGCAUUUUGAACAUGAUUGGAAGCUAGUGACCUUAUUCGUUGGCGCCAGAGAUCUUUGUGAUUAUUGCAUGGACCAGAACAACCUUACACCCAAGAACUACAGUGAGAAUCUGAUGUUGAGCUUGGACAUGCUGUACAAAGAGGUACCGAGGGUAAUGGUCAAUGUUGUCGAGGUCCUGGAGAUGGAUCCAUUGAGGAGAGUGACUAAGGAUGCUCUGGUCUGCACCCUUAUGCAGAGAAAUGCUUGCCCCUGCUUUUUCAACCCUGAAGAGAACUCUCCUGAGCUUACAGAGGUCAAUCGGAUCAACCAAGAAUACCAGAUGGAGACUGAGCGACUGGUCUCUGGGGGGCACUAUGAUGGGCGAGAGGACUUCACUGUCGUCGUACAACCCUACUUCCGAAACGCCUUUGUCCCUUUCAUUGGGGAUGGGAAGCCUGACUUGAGUUUCUUCUCAGUGGACUGUUUCCACAUAAGUGAGCGAGCACACGCUGAGAUGGCCAUCUCUCUCUGGAACAACAUGUUGGAGCCGGUGGGCAGGAAGCAGGUCUACAACAACUUCACAUACGACCGCACCAAAAUCAACUGUCCUUUUGAGGAUCAACCCUUCAUCUUCACUAAGGUCAAUAGCCUCCCAAGCCCACCUGUAACCCCCACCUCACCUGUCCCAAACCCUGGCACCACCAACCCAAACCCUGUGGCACAGUGUGACUCCUCCAUGCCUGUGUGGGUGCCCGUGGUGCUUGGUAUCACCGGCUUACUGAUCGGCUGGGGAGUCACCUGGCUAUUUAUGUCCUGCAGAGAACGGCAGAGUAAGAGGAAAAUGGUAGAGGGAUUGAUUGAGAUGAAAGGAACUGGUUUUUAAUGAUAUUCUGAGAGGGAGUUUGGAGAUGGUCACAAAGGCUUGAAUACACACGCACAAGCGCACACACACAUGCAUAGACACACACACACACACACACACACACACACACACACACACACACACACACACACACACACACACACACACACACACACACACACACACACACACACACACACACACACACACACGUGUAUAGCACUGCAUCAAACAAACAUAUUUUAUAUAAAGUAUGUAAUAGAUGAGCUAAUUGUUUUGUAAAUACACACUGGUUAUGGCAUAUUUUCUUCCUAUGAAUAAGGUGUGAUUUGUACACCUUACAUUUCCUAAGAAUGUACCAUAUUCCUUUGUAUUUAAACAAUAAACAUUGUUGAUGAACAUUUCA
Molecule: messenger RNA, 3845 nt
Organism: Oncorhynchus masou masou (cherry salmon)
Lineage: Eukaryota; Metazoa; Chordata; Actinopteri; Salmoniformes; Salmonidae
Product: phospholipase B1, membrane-associated-like
Exons: 42
Coding region: 149-3460 (1103 amino acids)
Biological process (GO): phospholipid metabolic process
Molecular function (GO): glycerophospholipase activity
Source: RefSeq, a predicted model, not a curated record